CCGCUUGGACUGUUUAUGAAUCGGUGCCCGUUUGGUAGGGCUUUCUCGCAGUGGCUUCUGCGUUGCAAGGUAGGCUAUACAAGGAAAGCCAAGAAGAUUAGAAACCCCUACUAGCGCAAUCUUUCUUCCCAGAUUCCGACCCGAGGCGAGAAAGGAAUCCCUUGAAGUCCAAACUCCCUUUGCUUAUUACGUGUUGAACUAGAACGUGCAGCUUGGAACCCAACAAAUAGGACGUCAGUUGCCUGUAGUGUGUUCGAUUAAAUUCCCAGGAGGCAUAACGGAACAGAGAUAAGGAAAUGAAUAAGAAACAAGGAAAGAAACAUGGAUUAGCUCCAACUUCUGGGCAUCUAGGUGCAAUAACAAUCAGAGAGGAAAGCAGCGGUAGAAAGCUUAACAAAGGGGGUUCCAACAAUGCCAAAUCUAUAUUGAAAAGGGAGCAUCUGCAGAAGUUGGCUUUAUGGACUGGCGGGGAAGCUGCGAUCCCUUCAUUGGGUGCCUUUUUUGGGCACCGAUUGGCUGCUUGGGGGGAGGCCAUGGGGACGCCGCUCGAGUCAUCGCUGUUUCCUUGCCAGAGAUGCGAAUCAAUUCUUCAGCCUGGCUAUAACUGCACAGUGCGAAUUGAAAAGAACCGUGCCAAGUUGCGGAAACAAAAUCACAAGAAAUUGAACAUUCCCACACAGAACAAUGUGGUUUAUACAUGUAAGUUCUGUUCACACCGCAACCUGAAAAGAGGGACCCCAAAAGGUUACAUGAAAGAGAUAUGUGCUUCUAAACCAAAACCAGCUUCAAAAUUGAAACCUGGGAGCUCCAAUCAGAAGGUUGUCACCUCUAAAAGCAUGGAAAAAAGAGGAGCUAUUAAAAUGUUGGAUGAAAUAAACUCUUCUAAAACGAAAUCCAUCUUAGAAUCAAAUUCCAAUGGUCCCACAACUCUUUCAGAAACAAUGGGAGAGGUUUCCCAAGAGAACAGUCCACCAACUCCUUUGGUGGGAACUCGUACUCUCUUGUUGGAGGGAAAGGCAAAGAGGAGAAGGCAGAACCGUGCAGGAUCUAACAAGGCAAUAGAAACUGAAAGCAACUCUGCAGCCAUGAGUGCUGGGAGUGUAGUCUCUGCAGGUGGUUCAAGUAAGAGGAAGAGAAGAUCUUGGUGUAGUCUCAAGGAGAUUGCCGAGAGCAGUGAACGAGAAAGCACUCAAAAUAUUGCUAAUUUAAAGAUCCCAUUCUUUUUAUGAAGGUUGAUUCUGUUUACAACGGGUAUACAUGGGAGAAAAAGAAGAUUUGGAGAGAUCACACAAGUGGAGAAAAGCAAUCCCUUUGGAAAAUUUUCAAGGUUAUCAUCACUGUGCACAAGUUAUUAGCUUAGAGCAAAAGGAAACAUGAAAUGUAAUCUUUCAGAAUUCAGAGAGAGCAUUGGCCGAGCAUCUGACCUGCGUGGGCCUAAUAACUCAGUUUUGAUACCCGAAAUGGAAAUUAGCAGCCAAACCCCCGACAUGGCUUGGGAGGUUCUUAAGUUGCAAUUUUGAUUUGUCAAGUUUGUUAGAAGGCUUUAUUUUAUAGAUAAGAAAAUGAGUUAUCAUAUUUGAUUAUUUAA
Molecule: messenger RNA, 1588 nt
Organism: Nelumbo nucifera (sacred lotus)
Lineage: Eukaryota; Viridiplantae; Streptophyta; Magnoliopsida; Proteales; Nelumbonaceae
Product: RNase P Rpr2/Rpp21 subunit domain protein
Biological process (GO): RNA processing
Source: RefSeq, a predicted model, not a curated record